GGCGUGGGGAAGGGUUCUUUCAAUUCACUUGUUUCAGAGCUUUUGGUUUUAUUUUUUUUGCUCUUCCCUAUUUCGACUCCACUGAGAUCUGUCUUCUUCUCCCCUUCUCAUCCGACUUGAAAGAUUUUUAAGGCUUACUAUUCUGCACAGUGCAUACUACGUUAUUCAAGCAAAUCCAAUUCACCUGUUAAAUAAGGUAUCUCUGCCUCGCCCUUCUCUUUUCCCCUUUCUCUCUUAAUUUUCCUCUGAGAAUCGAAGCCUUUUCGGGUUGGUGCCAACCCAGAUCAUUGUGGGCUGGUUUUGUUGAUUCAAUCCUUUUGGGUUGAUUCGCAGGUUUGGAUUAGGUUUUUCUGAUUUCUAUCGAUUUGGCUGCCAUUUAACUGUGAAAUUGGAGUUGAAAAGAAAAUUUUCUGUGUCACUGAAGCCUUCUUCUCUCACAAUCCCGAACCUUGUGAUUGCGUGGCGAAAAGCCGUGAGUGCAAGUUGAUUUAUUUAACUGCAAAUGGCUGGUAGAGCUCAAAUUCCCACUAACAGCUCAGCACUCAUUGCUAUGAUUGCUGAUGAGGACACUGUGACUGGCUUUUUGCUUGCUGGUGUGGGUAAUGUUGACUUGCGGAGAAAGACGAACUAUCUUAUUGUUGAUUCAAAAACGACGGUAAAAGCAAUUGAAGAUGCAUUCAAAGAAUUCACCACGAAGGACGACAUUGCUAUUGUCUUGAUCAGCCAAUAUGUUGCGAACAUGAUACGGUUCUUAGUUGAUAGCUACAAUAAGCCAGUUCCUGCAAUUCUGGAGAUCCCCUCAAAGGACCACCCUUAUGAUCCUGCUCACGACUCCAUUCUUUCACGAGUGAAGCACCUCUUCUCCGCUGAAUCGGUCGCAUCUGGAAGGCGUUGACUCUGUCACGGUGCUGCUUCUGUGCAAAUCACUGUAUUGGGUGUUUCAUACCUUUCCUCUCUGUGGUUUGCUGUCGCACUCUUAGAUUUCUCUUGUGCCAAAUGCAACAGGAUUUUAUUUUUCAUAAUUAUUUCAAUAAUUUUGUGAAAAUGGAGGAAGACUAGCAUGUUUUCACUA
This is a messenger RNA of Malania oleifera, 1072 nucleotides long. RefSeq names its product V-type proton ATPase subunit F. Gene Ontology annotation, molecular function: proton-transporting ATPase activity, rotational mechanism. Bases 503 to 895 code for a protein of 130 amino acids. The record is from RefSeq and is a predicted model, not a curated record. Lineage: Eukaryota; Viridiplantae; Streptophyta; Magnoliopsida; Santalales; Ximeniaceae. Gene Ontology annotation, cellular component: proton-transporting V-type ATPase, V1 domain; membrane. Gene Ontology annotation, biological process: proton transmembrane transport. The transcript is spliced from 6 exons.